Python bivittatus (Burmese python) is the source of this 3666-nucleotide messenger RNA. RefSeq names its product histone deacetylase 11 (gene HDAC11). The record is from RefSeq and is a predicted model, not a curated record. Lineage: Eukaryota; Metazoa; Chordata; Lepidosauria; Squamata; Pythonidae. Gene Ontology annotation, biological process: epigenetic regulation of gene expression. Gene Ontology annotation, cellular component: histone deacetylase complex. Gene Ontology annotation, molecular function: histone deacetylase activity.
CGGGCAUGCUCAGUAGCGUGGCUGCUGAGCAGGACUUUCUGGCAAGUCGGGGGCUCGGACGGAGCGUCAGCGCUCAGGGCGGCAUGCCUCAUAGGACAGAGCUAUAUCAAGAUACUCCAUCAACAUGCUGGCCCAUUGUGUAUUCACCAGAUUACAACAUUACAUUUCUGGGCCUGGAGAAACUACAUCCAUUUGAUGCUGGAAAAUGGGGGAAAGUAAUAAAUUUCUUGAAAGAAGCAAAGCUAAUUACAGAUGACUUGAUUGUACAGGCUCGAGAGGCAACCGAGGAAGACCUUUUAGUUGUUCACACAAGACAUUACUUGAAUCGAUUGAAGUGGUCCUUUGUAGUGGCUACGAUCACAGAAAUCCCGCCAGUCCUUUUUAUGCCAAAUUUCCUUGUUCAGAGGAAGGUGCUCAGGCCUCUGAGAACACAAACAGGAGGAACCAUAAUGGCAGGGAAACUGGCCAUUGAGCGAGGGUGGGCAGUUAAUGUUGGUGGUGGCUUCCAUCACUGUUCAGGUGAUAAGGGUGGAGGCUUUUGCGCAUAUGCUGAUAUUUCAUUGGCUAUAAAGUUUUUAUUUGAAAGAGUAGAAGGAGUUUCUAAGGCAACCAUUAUAGAUUUGGAUGCACAUCAGGGAAAUGGACAUGAAAGAGACUUCUUGGAAGAUAGAAGAGUAUAUAUUAUGGAUGUUUACAACAGGUAUAUUUAUCCAGGAGAUGGGUUUGCUAAACGAGCCAUAAAGCGGAAAGUUGAAUUGGAUUGGGGCACAGAAGACACUGAAUACCUUCAGAAAGUAAAAACUCAUGUGGAAGGUGCACUGAAUGAAAUGAGAUCAGACAUAAUUAUUUAUAAUGCUGGAACUGAUAUUUUGGAUGGUGAUCCUUUGGGAGGCUUAGCUAUUUCACCUGAGGGCAUUAUUGAAAGAGACGAAAUUGUGUUCCGAGUUGCUCGAAAACACAGGAUCCCUAUCCUGAUGGUGACGUCUGGGGGCUAUCAGAAGAGGACUGCGCGGAUUAUUGCUGAUUCUCUUCUCAAUUUGCACCGUCUUGGGCUGAUUGACCACGAGCUUGCAGCCCGGGAAGCUGGAAGCACGAAGGUAGAACUAAUGAGCAGGGAACGUAAGCAAGAUCAGCUGACAUGCCAGUAAAGGAGGAGAGUUUGGGAUCACUGCAUAAUAGGCAAUUAUAAUUGUUUAAUAUUUAAACCAUGAGAUGAGCAAUAUCCCAAGUUCUCAUAGAAUUAAUAUACACUAAUAGAGACAGAUACUUACUAGUAUCUUAUUUGCUUUCCAGUGACAGUCCUGUGAGGGUUGUCCUCACAACUUCUUCCAGUUCUUUUAAAUGCUGUUUUAUGAAUUUAACACUGGCCUAACAUCUAGAGUGGGUUAGACUCGCUGUGGUCUCAGUGAAGAAAUGAGCAGUACAUCUUCUUACCUCACAUGAUCUGGCUCUUCAAAUAGGAUUUGUGUUGUUUAAGGGAGGCAAGCCUUUCUGCAAGUGGUUGAAGGAACAUUCUGAAAGCUAGAGCAGAAUCAUUUUCUGGAGGACAGCCAAGAGAAUGCAAACAUGAACAUAAUGCUAAGAAAAUUGAGUGUGUAUAUAUACGUGUGUGUGGCGUCGUAACGUCUUCCAAUUAUUUCUAAAUAGAAUUCUAGUGGGAAAAUGGCAAGAUUUUAAUUUUUCCUUUAUCAGAAAGGGAAACUAAUAUGAGUCUCUUUUUGUUCAUUUGAAAUGUGAUUAUAUUUCAGAGCUACAGGCAAGGAUAUUGUGGCACCUGCUAGAUUCAUAUCUAUUUGUUUUUCCCCAUUCUUCCCAGAACUAUAGAACAGAAUACUGCUAUCUGUCUGCCUACUAUUUUCCACUGAAAAUUUAGGAUUAUAUGCACUAAAAUAUUACAUGUAAGGGUUAGAAUUUAUCACCGAACUAAAGUGCAAUGCUAAGUAGAACAUAAAUUCUAGUGAAACCUAUGGAGAUCCUGAAGUAACAUCUAAGUAAUUUGCUCCAGUUUUAACAGCAAAAAGGUAAAAUAAAACAAUACCUAACACUUCUUCUAAACUGGUGCCUAUCAAAAUUGCAUGAUUGAGGCACACUCUUUUUUAAAAAAUCAAAGUUGAAUGUAGUAACAUCUAUCCUUGAUUAUAGAUCUCACUGACAGUAAUUUGUAUUUCUUUAUAAUGGUACCAAUAUAUAAUAUGAAUUCUGAAGCGUGGAAAAAACUAUACAUGUAAAGUAAGAAUUUAAAAUUUUUGGUUUUUACUCACGUUUCUGGAAAGCGUGCAGAUUUUUUGAGAAGGAUAGGACAUACAAUAGUUUCUUUUUAAAUUGCAGAAAGCAAUUCUAUUAUGUAAACAUUCAGUGCUUUCUUUAAAUGGUGCAAUGCGUAUUAUUCAAGAAUAUUUUUUGAAAGGUGGUUCCUAAGAAGGGAAAACUUGCUUCUAGUCUCAGAAGCUUUUAUUAUUGGAGACAAUUGAUUAAUGGCCAGAAAAUAAAUGAGCAACAACAGGGAUUGAUUUGUAGGUAUGUCUGUGGGUCCUACAGAACUAAAGGCUUCUCCUGUGGGACACAAACUAAUGCUGUAAGAUUAAUGAAAAAAAAUUCUAGGGAAGGCAGUGGAGUACCAGAGGAUGUCAAUUCCUAGUAGCUUUGGAAUCUCCAGAUUCUGUACAUCAUCGUCGUCGUCGUCGUCGAAACUGAAAUACAGUAGAAAGCUGGCAUGCUGCAGAUUCUAGCAUAUUCCAAGCUCCAGAUAAGCUACAUACAUAGGUAUUCUUUGAAAAUGAAAAUUAUGGUAGUUAGGUACUUAGUUAAGUAUGCCAGUGUGCCAUGAGAAAAGUCCCCACCUGCCCAUUACAAAAAACUCAAAAAACAACUUGCCAUAAAUUUACUGGGAUGGUAGGGAGCAUCCUGAAGCUGGAGUGUGUAGCGGGAAGCAGAUAUGUGUCCCGUGACUGGCCACACCACCAUGAAAGCAUUUUGGGACUAAGAAGUUGGUACCCAGGGCAGUCAUUCUGUGAAAUCACCCACAAGGCUUUUGAAAUUGCAAAUAAACCCACUAGCCUGAAAAGAUUGGGCUAUUCCUGAAAUACAAAAUCAAAUACAUCCCAGUGCAUUCAUUUUAUUAUAGGUGUCAUUACACUAAAUUAGCUGUUUUGCAGAAAACGCUGUUUUUAGAAGCUAGAAAUCAUGAUGAACAUACAUGUGCAACUGAAGGGUAUCCUUUGGUCACAAAGGACCCAGGUGCAGGCUCACAGUUACAGUGCUAGCUUACAACACAGUCACAGAAUGUCAAUAUAUUUCAGUGGUUAGAAUAAACAUCUUGCACUGCUUGAGAAAUGAUGUAAUACAGCAACUUGAACUCAGUUAAUACUAAUUCUCAACCGGAGGCACGUUGUUAUAGAAAGAAGUCAAAUUUGCUAGGAAUGAUUUUCAUUUAAAUAAACUUAAUGAUCUGGGUUAAUAUUAAAUGGCAAUAUUAUCUUUAAAAAGCACUUUCCUCUACUGUUUAAAAUACUUAAACACUGAGAUGUAUUUUUUACGUUGUCUAACGUAUCUAGAGUUGUUAUAUGAAAUAAUUUUUUACUGUGUUUACAUUUGUAUUGAUUUCAGUCACUGUAAUAUGUACUAAAAUGUGAUUGUGUUUAAUUUUAUUUAUGGAUUAAAUUAAAA